GUGUGACCGGAAGGGGUGAGGGUCUGUUUUUUUAGUCCAGAGCCGCGGAGCCACCUGUCAGUGAGCUACACGCACAGAGCCAAGCUUUAUCGAAUCUGUGAGCAUGGGGCCAACAGGUGAGGUGGUGUUUGGCAGCCCGGUGCCGGUCUGCCCUGAGAACCGGUUGCGAUGGGAUCUGAACCCCGAGCAGAUCCAGCAGCUCUCCGAGGAGCUCAUUGCCAACACCAAGAAGGUGUACGACUGCAUCGGAGCCCUUGACCUUGACAACGUCACCUUUGAGAACACGCUGAAGGCGCUCGCCAACGUGGAGGUCGAGUACACCGUUCAGAGGAACACAUUGGACUUCCCGCAGCAUGUGUCUCCCUGUAAGGAGGUGCGAGCAGCGAGCACAGAUGCCGACAAACGCCUUUCCGAGUUUGACGUGGAGAUGAGCAUGAGGGAAGACGUCUACCAGAGGAUCGUUGCUCUGGAGAAGAAGAUUGACCCUGAAAGCCUCACCGUGGAGUCCAAGCGGUACAUGGAGCGACUGAUCAAACUGGGGAAGAGGAAUGGCCUCCACCUGCCCAAAGACACACAGGAGGAGAUCAAAACCAUCAAGAAGAAGCUGAGCAACCUGUGCAUCGACUUCAACAAGAACCUAAACGAAGACACCACCAGCCUGUCCUUCACCAGAGAUGAGCUGGGCGGCCUCCCCGAAGACUUCCUGAGCUCUCUGGAGAAGGACGGCGACAAGCUGAAGGUCACGCUGAAGUAUCCUCAUUACUUCCCCACCAUGAAGAAAUGCUUUGUCCCAGAAACCCGCCAGAAGCUGGAGGAGGCCUUCAACUCCCGCUGCAAGGAGGAGAACUCGGCGAUCCUGAAGGAGCUAGUGGAGCUCCGGGCUCAGAAGUGCGCUCUGCUUGGCUUCACCACGCACGCCGACUUCAUCCUGGAGAUGAACAUGGCCAAGUCUGGGAAGAAGGUGGCCAGCUUCCUGGAGGACCUCGCCCGGAAGCUGAAGCCGCUGGGUGAGGAAGAGCGAGCGGUCAUCCUCAAGCUGAAGGAGAAGGAGUGUCAGAAGAGAGGCCUGCCUUUCAACGGGGAGCUGCACGCCUGGGACACGCGCUACUACAUGACCCAGGUGGAGGAGACUCAAUAUGCCGUGGAUCAAAACCUGUUGAAGGAGUACUUUCCGAUGGAGGUGGUGACUCAGGGUCUGCUGGACAUCUACCAGGAGCUGCUGGGUCUGUCCUUCGAGCUGGUGGACGGAGCUGCCACCUGGCAUCCUGAUGUCACUCUGUACUGCGUGAAGGACCGUGUCACUGGUCAGGUGGUCGGGCAGUUCUACCUGGACCUCUAUCCGCGUGAAGGGAAGUACGGCCACGCCGCCUGCUUCGGCCUGCAGCCAGGCUGUCUGCUGAGUGACGGCACGCGCCAGAUGUCGGUGGCUGCAAUGGUGGCCAACUUCAGCAAACCGACGGCGGAUGCCCCGUCGCUCCUGCAGCACGACGAGGUGGAGACGUACUUCCAUGAGUUUGGCCACGUCAUGCACCAGCUGUGCGCUCAGGCAGACUACGCCAUGUUUAGCGGGACUCAUGUGGAGCGGGACUUUGUGGAGGCUCCGUCUCAGAUGUUGGAGAACUGGGUUUGGGAAAAGGAACCUCUGCAAAGGAUGUCCAAGCACUAUAAGACCAGAAACCCGAUCCCUGACGAGCUGCUGGACAAACUCAUCAAGUCCCGCCUUGCCAACACCGGUCUCUUUAACUUGAGGCAGAUCGUCCUGGCCAAAGUGGAUCAGGCUCUGCACACCAGGAAAGGCCUGGACCCCGCAGAGGAGUACGGACGCCUCUGCCAGGAUAUCCUGGGAAUACCUGCCUCACCUGGAACCAACAUGCCGGCGACCUUUGGACACCUGGCGGGCGGGUACGAUGCUCAGUACUACGGUUACCUGUGGAGCGAGGUGUUCUCCAUGGACAUGUUCUAUGCCCGCUUCAAACAGGAGGGAAUAAUGAACCCAAAGGUGGGUCUUGACUACAGGAAGUUCAUCCUGCGGCCCGGCGGCUCAGAGGACGCCUCUGAGAUGCUGAGGAAGUUCCUCGGGCGGGAACCCAAACAGGAAGCCUUCCUACUGAGCAAAGGACUAACGUUGGAGCUGGACGCCAGCACACCAUGUCCCUGCUGACCAAUCACAGCAGCUGGCUCCACCCCCUCCUCGUUCCCAGACGUGAAACAUAUAAAAGUACAGACUGAGAUUUUCUAGAAAAAACUGUAAAAUGUUCCAACAUGGAGAAAAACCUGUGAAUAAAACGAUUCAAGGUGA
Messenger RNA from Pundamilia nyererei, 2299 nucleotides. RefSeq names its product thimet oligopeptidase 1 (gene thop1). Gene Ontology annotation, molecular function: metalloendopeptidase activity. Gene Ontology annotation, cellular component: mitochondrial intermembrane space. The record is from RefSeq and is a predicted model, not a curated record. The transcript is spliced from 14 exons. Gene Ontology annotation, biological process: peptide metabolic process; proteolysis. Bases 104 to 2161 code for a protein of 685 amino acids. Lineage: Eukaryota; Metazoa; Chordata; Actinopteri; Cichliformes; Cichlidae.